AUGUUGCUCUCUGUCAUCACUGCGGCAUCUCGCAUUCCCGAUGAAGCCCGCCUCACUACCAGCCGUAGCCUAGGCCCCGAGGAUGUUGCCUACCGACCGAUAGGGAGCAGUCGUAUCAUCAUGCUCCGCGGUGAUAUGUAUAUAGCACAAGCGGCAUUCAUGCAAGGAUUGCGGAGAAGUCCCCCCGAUCCUCAACUAAAGUGCACGGUUGGUGUUCUGAGCCACGCUCGCUGCAGUGCUCAAUACGGACAACACAGAGCAGCAGGAAGAGGGAAUGGAAACGCAAUCCAAACUAUGUGGGUCGAUCAAGGGGUGAGGCUGAAUGCUGAUCAUGAUUAUAAUAGGCUCGCACAAUCUGCCUUUUCAGGCAUCCUUCGCUUGGCAGUGCUUCGCAGGGCAAAAGAGCAAUCGACUGUAAAUGGAAGAGCCGGCUUGGCUUUUACAGUGGAGGAUUAG
Messenger RNA from Aspergillus versicolor CBS 583.65, 456 nucleotides. RefSeq lists its product as uncharacterized. The transcript has a single exon. NCBI's taxonomy places the organism in Eukaryota, Fungi, Ascomycota, Eurotiomycetes, Eurotiales, Aspergillaceae. Bases 1 to 456 code for a protein of 151 amino acids. The record is from RefSeq and is a predicted model, not a curated record.